This is a messenger RNA of Parathielavia appendiculata, 1396 nucleotides long. RefSeq names its product taurine catabolism dioxygenase. The record is from RefSeq and is a predicted model, not a curated record. The transcript is spliced from 4 exons. Gene Ontology annotation, cellular component: cytoplasm. Gene Ontology annotation, molecular function: 2-oxoglutarate-dependent dioxygenase activity. Lineage: Eukaryota; Fungi; Ascomycota; Sordariomycetes; Sordariales; Chaetomiaceae. The coding region runs from base 233 to 1312 and encodes 359 amino acids.
CACCAGAUUCGGCAGUCCCACGUGUACAUUUAAAAGUAUUUCAGGAGUCCUGGUGAUGCGUUUCGAGCUCCAAGUUUCACCCACCCAGUCCAUCACGAAGCGUGAUAUUGUUGAUGCCUUAGGCCCAUCCAGCGAGCAAGGAUACCCGCAUCACUAAAGUACACAUCUACGAUCCUUACUUCCCUGACAACACCCGGAACGCUAUCAAAGCCGCGUUUACCCUUCUCUCAGGAUGCCUUCAGCUCACAGGGUUCUCGUGGACAACCAGGAGAGUGCGGACAGCAACGUUGUGGGCGGGCACGCGACUGCUCGGCCGAGGCUGCUGAAGCCUCUGCCCUACGCAGGCGCACUGGACAAAUUCAGGCAUCAGGAUCUAACGCCCGUGAUCGGAAGGGAGUAUGAAAAUCUCCAAGUGACGGACCUACUGAAGGGGGGCGAUGAUGUGAUCAGAGACCUAGCGGUCACAGUUUCUCAACGUGGUGUUGUUUUCCUCCGAAACCAGCAUGUGACACCCGACCAGAUGAAGGACUUGAUGCUGCGGCUGACUGAGCUUACCGGAUGUCCCGAGUCAUCCGGCCUCCAUGUGCAUCCCCUGACCGAGGAAGGGUCGGAGCUAGGCGACCAGAUCUCCGUCAUCAGCAGCGAGAAGCAGAAGAAAGGCGGUGGUCUCAUACACCACCAUUCCGAUGUCAGCAGGUUUGCGUCCGCCGGCUGGCAUACUGACAUCUCUUUCGAACCGGUUCCGUCCGACUAUGCCAUGCUGAAGAUCCACACUCUUCCUCCCACAGGCGGCGACACUUUGUGGGCGUCUGGGUACGAGAUCUACGACCGACUGUCGCUCCCAUUAAAGACAUUGUUGGAGGGGUUGACCGCAACCCACGAUGCCAGGUUCUUCCUGGAAGAGGCUGAAAGACUGGGAAACCCCCUGAGAAAGGGCAUCAGGGGACAUCCGCUGAACCACGGAGACUCUCUGACAGCUGUGCACCCUGUAAUCCGGACAAACCCCGUGACCGGAUGGAAAUCGGUCUACGUCAACAAGGGUUUCACCAAACGCAUCAACGGCGUCACCAAGGACGAGUCCGACCUCCUUCUCGGUUACCUGUUCAACUUGGUCACGCAGAACCACGACGCCCAAGUCCGCUUCAAGUGGCGUCCGAACGACCUCGCAAUUUGGGACAACAGAAGCACGUGGCAUUGCGCUACCUACGAUUACAACCAUCCUCGGGUGGGGGACCGUGUGUGCAGUUUGGGCGAAGCGCCAUACCUGGACUUGAAGAGUACUUCGAGGAAGGAAGCCCUGGGAUUUUUGUGAUUCGAGCAAGUAGAAAGUCCAAUCUCCAGGAGACAGAGCAAAGGCAGUAGUAACGGUAACAUGAACGCAGUGCCUCAGAUAUUG